AAAAUAAAUAAUUUAAGUUGAAACAAAGCGUGACGCGUCACGAGGCCGUCAGUAGUGACGCCCCCAGUGGCCCCGCCCUCCAGGAGGAGAGCGCACAUUCCUAUUGUCCAAGAUGGCGGCGGCGGCGCGGGUCCGUGAAGCGACAUGUUUUUAAACCAGUUUUUCCUGUUUUUAUUCACACGCACGCUGAUUCUCGGAGUCUGCAGCCGGAGCGAGUCGCUACCGGAGCCGGUGUCCGCCGCCCUAUCGCCCCCACAGCCCUGAAGCCCGCUGCCCGGGCCGGUCCCCGCUGCAGCCCCCGGAAAGUUGGAGCUCCAUCCCCCAGUGAAAAUGAAGCGGCAGGCCGGGAGGGAGGCGAGUCCGUCCAGGGCCGCAGCCAAACGGACCCGGGAGAGGGAGCGAGAGAGCGCCCGGAGAGAGGAGCUGCCGCCGCCGCCGCCGCCGCUGGCUCUGCUGCUGGCGGAGAGCCGGGGAUACCACCGCCGCAGCCGGAGCAGGGAGCGAGAGAAGCCGCGGGUCAGGGAGGAGCGGGCGGCCGCUCUGGAGCUCCACCACCGACACGAGCUCAGCCUCCUCGGCCGCCCGCCGCUCCGCACCACGGCGGCCGAGCUGCCCGCAGCCAGGCCGGGGACCCUGGAGUACAAGACGCUGCUCAUCAGCAACCUGGGCUCGCAGGUGUCGGACGAGGACGUGGAGGACGCGCUGUUCCACGAGUUCAAAAAGUUCGGGGACGUCAGCGUGAAGCUGUCGCACACGCCGGAGCUGGGCCGGAUCGCAUACGUCAAUUUCCGGCAGCCGGAGGACGCCAAGGAGGCCCGGCACGCCAAGUCCUCCAGGCUGGUGCUGGGGGACCGGCAGCUGAAGAUCGAGCCCAUGUACGUCAGGAGGCGGAGUGUGACGCCGCCGGACGUCGGUUAUUUACCGCUGCACCCACCGUACAGACAGCGGUCCCUGUCCCCGCCGGGCCCCGCGGUCAGCAUCAGGGACCUGAGAGCCAGACACUACGCCCUGGAGACCCUGGGUCUGGGCAGGGACCGGGACAGGCUGCUGGACUACUACGGUAUGUUGGAUGAGAGGGGUCGACCCUACGGCCUCCCCAUGCCCGUGGUGGAGGAUCUGAAACCCGAGGACGACCAGAGGGCGACCAGCAACCUGUUCAUCGGAAACCUGGACGGUAACGUUACAGAGGUGGAGCUCAGGAGGGGGUUCGAGAAGUACGGUGUCAUUGAGGACGUGGUGAUCAAACGUCCGGCUCGUGGACAGGGUGGAGCUUAUGCUUUUGUCAAGUUUCAGAACCUGGACAUGGCCCAUCGAGCCAAAGUGGCCAUGCAGGGCCGGAUGAUUGGUGGAAACCCCAUUAAGAUUGGUUAUGGCAAAGCUAACCCCACCACUCGACUGUGGGUGGGCGGCAUCGGUCCUGGAAACUCCCUCGCGGCUCUUGUUCGGGAGUUUGAUCGGUUUGGAAGCAUCAGGAAUAUCGACUAUGUCAAAGGGGACAGUUUUGCUUACAUCCAGUAUGAAAGUCUGGACGCUGCUCAGGCCGCCUGCUCCCAGAUGAGGGGUUUUCCUUUGGGCGGCCCCGAGCGGCGUCUGAGGGUGGACUUUGCUAAAGUUGAGGAAAGCCCCUCUCGGCCGUUUCCCCCUGGUUAUCAGCCCCCUGUGGUGCUGCCCUCCAGCUACGACCUCCUCGGCGAGGCCUUCAGCCGCCACCGCAGCCUGGAGCGAGAGCUGAGGGGAGCCAGGGACCGCCCGUCACCGCCCUCCCACAGCGCCCCGUCCCAGAGGGAGAGAGACAGGCCGGUGCUGGAGAGAGACUACCCCACCAGCCCGACCCGCAGCCUGGAGCGGAGAGCGGGAGGCGUGGAAGCAUUUGGGAGGAGCGGGAGAGGAGCGAGGAGCCGCAGCAGGAGCAGGGAGCGAUGGCUGAAGGAGAGGGAGGAGAGGAGGAAUCGGAGGAGGAGUCGGAGCAGGAGUCUGUCCACUGAUCGGCAGGCGGGGGAGAAGGAGAAAGAGAAGGAGAAGGAGAGGGGACGAUCGAGGGUUCGAGGUCCAGGAGGCGUCGUCUCUCCAGACGCGAGUCCAGACCGAGCGAGGGUCCGAGCCCCCGACUCCACCACCGAGCCGAGAGACCACUCCCCCGACAGCGGUGCAGGAGGCCGCCAGGCUGCCAUAAACGAAGAAGAGCCACCGCCCAGUCGCCACCACAGCAAGAGGUCGUCCAGCGUGCAGCUCAACAACCAUCACCAUCGAAACAGCGAGGUCAUCGCUGCCAGCUCUCCCGCCACCCACACAGACACGCACACCUCCUCCUCUCCGAGCACGCUGUCCGAGUUCGCCCACGCCUCUCUCUCCAAAACGUGGCACGGCUUCUUCGCUCUGAAGAACAGCAGCUUCCCCACAGAGCUGUACCUGCUGGAGGGCGGGCCGGCAUUCUUCACCGCGGUGAUGAAGGAGACCCUGAAGCAGCAGAGCCAGAACCAGCCCAGCCAGCUGAAGAUUGCCCAGCGGCUCCGCAUGGACCAGACCCGGCUGGACGAGGUGUCGCGCCGCAUCAAACUGGGACGUCCCGACGGGUUCGCCAUCCUGCUGGCCCUCCAGGGCCCCGUCGACCGCCAGGCCCCGGCCCCUGAGCCGGGACUGCAGGUGCGCCUGCUCCGCCACCUGGUGACCUACCUGCGGAACAAGGAGGCGGCCGGAGUCGUGAGCCUCCCGGCUGCGAAGGAGGGCGGUCCCGGGGCGAUGCUGUACGCCUUCCCCCCCGGAGAGUUCUCUCAGCAGUACCUGCAGGCUGCCAAGAGGACUGUGGGUAAUCUGGACGAGGAGCACAUGGUGAUUGUGAUCGUCACCGACACUAAUUGAUUUUAUCACAGUACAUGAACAAACACACACACACACACACACACACACUCGCCGGGCGACUACAGACUUCCAUGUUUUUAAAAAGAUGCAUUUUCUUGUUUUAUUCAGUGUCUUAUGAACUAAACACAGCGACUGACACUACAUCUCUUCACUCUUGGAUCACUUUACGUCUCCUCCCUCGGACGCCGCCUCGUCAGCCCGUGUGUCGGUGGUGACACACUAACACUGAGGGGUCGGUUUUAUGCUUGUUAACUUUAUUUGUGUUUUAUCAUGGAGCUGAAUUUACCAGGUUGUUUCUUUAUAUCCGACACACGUGGGACUAAGAGGUUUUCUACAAAGUGAUUGUACUGUGAACUCGCAGGUUCAAACUGUCGUCAGGUGUUUGUAUUUUUAUUCUGUGUUAAAAGCUCCAGUAGAGACAGACGAACAUUUCCUGACCCGUCCCUGUGACUGUUUACUUUUCACAGUGUUUUUAUCAGUUCAACCAUUCCACUUUUACAGUGCGAGUGUCUGUUGCAUGCAGGAAAAGAAAAGAACAAGUUUUAUAUUAAAAUGUAUGCUUCCUUUUCAAUAUGCUGUAGGAUGUUUCUGUUUGUAAUCUACUGGUACGAGGUGGGAUGACAUCACCUGCUCGGGUUUUAUAUCGUAGCUCGACUUUUAUUCAGUUUUAAAACAUCGAUUCCUCAUUUUUGACCCAUUCUUUGUUUUUCUUCUCAUCUGCUGCCUCAGCUUUAAAGUUUAGUCCCGUCUCUUAAAGCAAACAUCGUCCUCAGGCGGUUUUAGUUUGAAUAAAACCACAAAGUGUCUUUGAGGAGAUGAAUUCACACAAACAUACCAACGACAUGUGGUCAUUUACUUUAAUUCACCUGUGGAAGAGUUUAAGUCUUUAACACUAAUUCUAACUCUUGUGUUCACUUUAUUUUUUUAACAUCAGCAUUUAGUACCAAGAUACUAUUUUUAAAUACAACUGACUUAAACAAAGUUUUUCCACCAAGAUGUUAUUGAAUGAAAAAUUUGACACUAAAGAUUUAAAAAAUAAAACAUGGAGACGAUUGUUGUUGAUGUGAAAUGUUGGAAACGUAAGUGUUGUGCAGUUCUUUUAACCGAACAAGUUUGUUUGUUGUGAGAGGAUGAUGAGGACGUGUGUAGUGGAGAGGUUCUUUCAAUCUAAACCUGGUUCUCAACAGCAGGAAACGCUGCGUUCACUGACACCAGGAGUCGAGGACUCCACACAAGCAGCUGAAUGUGUAAAGGUUGAGAAGAAAUAUUCAAAAUGUACGAAACACAUGUAGGUGUGGUUCUAAAAUAUAAACUCAGUGUGGUUGAACAUCUGCAGGUAGAAAGGAGAAGGCAGGUUUAUUCAUCUGAAGAUGAUUUUAUCAAUUAGUCUGUUAAUUAUUUCAUUGAUAAAAAAUAAAAAUAAAAACUAUUUCAAAACUUGAUUUUUUUGUAUAUUUUAGGAUUCACAGGAAGAAUCUGAGUCUUCACUAAAGAAGUUUUAGUUUUGGGCCUGAACGCUGUGAACCGCCAUGUUGGAGAAAUCUGUCUGUUCAUCAGAUCCGCUGCAGAAAGUCUUCUUCCUCGGAUCCUCACCCACUCAAGCAGAACACUCACAGAUCACUUCAGCAGUUUGUCUGUAAAUCUGCUGAAGAUUAAACAGCAAUGAAAAUAUAUGGAAACAAACACUAAACUCAC
This is a messenger RNA of Hippoglossus stenolepis (Pacific halibut), 4554 nucleotides long. RefSeq names its product RNA binding motif protein 15B (gene rbm15b). The record is from RefSeq and is a predicted model, not a curated record. Gene Ontology annotation, biological process: regulation of alternative mRNA splicing, via spliceosome. NCBI's taxonomy places the organism in Eukaryota, Metazoa, Chordata, Actinopteri, Pleuronectiformes, Pleuronectidae. The transcript has a single exon. The coding region runs from base 331 to 2859 and encodes 842 amino acids. Gene Ontology annotation, cellular component: nucleus. Gene Ontology annotation, molecular function: mRNA binding.